AUGUUCCCCAGCGCGAUAAAGAGGAAGCCAAAACCCCUCGCAGAAGCCAUCGAGAGCGAAGACAAUGAGUUGGCGUCGAUGCGCUACCCGGACCUCGCACGGCAGCUUUACGACGCCAUCGGCUGCCAAAAGACUGAGCUGGAGCACAUGAUCUGCAAGCUACUCCGAGUACGAACGUGCCGCAUUGUUCCAUCUAACCUAUGGGCAUCUGGCAGCUUCAAUGCUGCAAUCUUGGUACGGCUGCCACAGGGCAAGAAUGCCUAUUUGCGGCUUCCGUUUGGACAUCGCAUCGGAGAAGGCCCAUUCCCUGGAAACGCAGAUGAAAAGAUUCAAACCGAGACGGCCACCUAUAUAUGGCUGCAAGAGCAUUGCCCAGAUGUACCGAUACCUACCUUUACCAUAUGCCCGCCAUUCCAUCCGCCAUACCCUCCCUCUGGGUUCCUCCUCAUCAGCGAAGCCCAGGGCAAGCGCCUCGACCGCUCGUGGCACAAGCACCACGAUGACGAGAACCGCCGAAAAACCCUAUUUAGGGGCUUGUCGCGCAUCACUGUGUCGAUGAACGCAAUGCCGCAACCACGGAUCGGGGCGCUGCGCCUCCAGGACGACGACACAAUUGCUCUUAACAACAGACCGCUCAACUUGUACAUGCACAUGCUAGAGAACGAGGGCGUUUCGUCGGGAAUACCGCGCGGGCGGAUGUACGCAGAGGUGGACGGCUACCUGUCAGAUCUUCUCUCGUUGCAGGACGCGAAGCUGCGCGGCCAGCCCAACGCCAUCUUUGACGUCGAGGACGGGCAGCUUCAGCUCGCAGCCUGCGCGGGGAUGCGCGCCGUCAUGCACCACUUUGUCGACCCGGGCACACGAGAUGGACCAUUUUACCUGACACUCAACGACCUCAUCCAGAGCAACAUCUUUGUCGAUGAGCAGUGGAAUGUCACGUCCAUCAUCGACCUCGAAUGGACGCACACGCUGCCUGCAGAGAUGCAGAGCCCCCCCUACUGGCUCACGUCCAAGUCCGUCGACGGCUUCUACGAGCAAAAGGAUCGCGAGGAAUUCGACGAGGCUGUCAAGGAAUACCUGACUGUUUACGAAGAGGAAGAGGUGCGACGCGGCGGCUCCGGCAGACAGGCCGAGGUGCAGCGAAGAGCCUGGGAUAGCUGGCAGUUUCUGGUUCUUCCGGGCCGCGACGGUGCCCAAGGCCAUGUACAAUCUCUUUAA
This is a messenger RNA of Beauveria bassiana ARSEF 2860, 1218 nucleotides long. Its product is annotated as phosphotransferase enzyme family protein. The transcript has 2 exons. The record is from RefSeq and is a predicted model, not a curated record. Bases 1 to 1218 code for a protein of 405 amino acids. NCBI's taxonomy places the organism in Eukaryota, Fungi, Ascomycota, Sordariomycetes, Hypocreales, Cordycipitaceae.